Messenger RNA from Protobothrops mucrosquamatus (brown spotted pit viper), 3107 nucleotides. Its product is annotated as vitellogenin-2. Gene Ontology annotation, molecular function: lipid carrier activity. The coding region runs from base 1 to 2922 and encodes 973 amino acids. The transcript has 20 exons. The record is from RefSeq and is a predicted model, not a curated record. Gene Ontology annotation, biological process: lipid transport. NCBI's taxonomy places the organism in Eukaryota, Metazoa, Chordata, Lepidosauria, Squamata, Viperidae.
AUGGCAAAAUCAGAAAUAUCUCAGGACGAUCACACCAUAUCCAAAAUGCAAUCACAACUUGACAGCAAAGUUCGUGUCCAUGGUUUUGGAAAUAUGAACUGGGGAAUUAAGACAGACGGUUUGGAUAAUGGAAUAGAAAUUUCCGCCGAGAUCCAUUCGGAUACUGCACUCAAAAUGAAUUUUUCAUUGGACAUGCUACAAAACAGAUUUAAAGUAGAAAUUGAUAAUCUUCAAGAGAGACGUGAUACACUGGUCGCAAGCCAUAGGGCACAGGCUGUAAUAAGGUACCCACGUAUUAAGGCAACAGCUCCGAUUCUUCCAGACCCAAUUGAUAUUGAAGAAUGGGAUGAAGAACCCGGCAAAGGCAACAUCAAACAACAAUCUAAAGGUGAUCGCAGACCUCAAGAGCUUUCGGACAGUUGCUGGCCUCUAGCUUGGCUCCCGGUAAACAUGUGCUGGAAAACCACCAAGACAAGAGGAUAUGUGCCCUACCAGAAUACACUGAUGCAUGUGCUGUGCUCAGAACAUGAAAUGAAGUAUUGGUUUGAAUCAGAUCCUGGUAUGACUAAGAUCCGAGUAGAUGUCAAUCUAGACUCUGAAAAAAUUAGGAUGAGAAGAGAAUUGGUGCCCGAAGAAGAAGAACAAGUAAAAGCAGAAAUGCAGAAGGGUGAUGUCAAAGAUCAGAAGAAACCAGACCAGAAUACCAAGCGCCCAAAUCAGGACACCACCUCUUCCUCUGAUUCUGCUCCUCCAGAGAAAAAGGGACAAGACCAAAAGAAAGGUGGUACCAGCAGCAGCAGCUCCACCAGCAGCAAGGACAGCAAGAGCAAGGACACCAGUGAAAGCACCAGCAGUAAGGAUAGCAGCAGUGAGAGUAGUAGUAGCAGUAGCAGCAGCAGCAGCAGCAGUGAGUCCCAAGAUAGUGGAACAAAGGGUUCUUCCCAAACCCAGUCUAAAGAGAGUUCUUCCAGCAGCAGUGACAGGAGUGAAAGCAGUAGCAGCAGCAGCGAGAGUAGCAGCAGUGACAGCAGCAGUAGCAGUGACAGCAGCAGUAGUAGUGACAGCAGCAGCAGCAGUAGUGACAGCAGCAGCAGCAGCAGUGAUAGCAGCAGCGACAGCAGUAGCAGCAGCAGUGAUAGCAGCAGCGACAGCAGUAGCAGCAGCAGCAGUGAUAGUAGCAGUGACAGCAGCAGCAGUGAUAGUAGCAGUGACAGCAGCAGCGACAGCAGUAGUAGCAGCAGCAGUGAUAGUAGCAGUGACAGCAGCAGCAGCAGCAGUGAUAGUAGCACAGCAGCAGCAGCAGCAGUGACAGCAGCAGCAGCAGCAGUGACAGCAGUGACAGCAGCAAGAGCAGCAGCAGUGAGGAUGGUACCAUCGAGAGCCAAAGCAGUGAGAGCAGCAGUGAGAGCAGGAGUACCAAAAGAGAUUCAUAAAUAUGUUUUCCGAUCUGUGAAGAAAGAGAAGCAGCCAGGAAAACAAUCUGAUGACCCCUCUGAUUCUGACUCCCAGCUGGACUUUGAUGAAAAAAAUAUAAAAGACUCUGCGUUGGAGAGACGUAUGCUCAUUACUUUCCGCUACCUCUAUGUUAAUAAGAAAGAAAGUGGACAUGAUGUUGUAGUGCUCAAACAUUCCUCUGCAGUUAAAGUGACAGUGAAAGACAUCGCCCGCCCAAGCAAACCGGUGGUCUGCUUCACCUAUAUUGAGCUCAACCCUCAUAAAAUAAUGGCAACUCUGAGAGCUGGUCAGGAUUGCAGAGACAGCAGUAUUUCUCUCGUACUAGAGACCGGUUUGUUUGCUGGAAAGCCAGCUCUUCAGGCAAAAUUUAACUACCCUAAGGUUCCUGAGAACGUGAAUUAUGUUAUAGAUGAAAUUCUUGCAGUGCUCCCUGGAAUUGCCUACCUAGGAGGCUUCACUCACAAAGUCCAAAAGAACCCUCCUAAAGAAAUUUCAAUGGUUAUGGCUCUAAAACGUUCAAGCGAGUGUAUCAUGGUCAUGAAAUUGCCACAAGAUCUCCUCUACAAUGACAGAUGCACACUUCCAAUUUCAGUGCCAAUGGAUCCCAAAGUCCAAACUUCAAAAAUCUCUGAAAUUCCAAAAUUGCUUCUUGCUAGUCUGAAUGGUGUUUGUGAAAUAGAUGGCAAAAAAAUUAUAAGCUUCAACAAUCAAUUCAUUACAAAAGGAUUGCCUGACAACUGUUUUAUAAAUGUAUUGGGAGAUUGUACAUGUCGCAAGAACCUGAUGGUGCUGAUGAAAUACGAAACAGAAGAAAAUAACAGUCUUCUAAUUGAAAUCCAUACACAUGGCAUCGUAUGUACCAUGAAGAGGCGUAAUGGUGAGCUCAUUGUAGAAGUAAACGGCACUAGGCUACAGGAUGGAGUUCUCCCUCGUAAACUCCAACAUUUGCCUCUUCGAUUGAAGAAAACAGUAAGUGAAGUGGACUUUAGAAUGCCCUUAGUUGGAUUAGAAAAAGUGACCUACGAAGGAGAUACUGCCAAGUUUGAAGUUAAUACCGUGAUAGAAAAUUCAUGUGGUCUCUGUGGAUGGUAUGGAUCAGAAGCAAGAAAGUUACGGAGACCAAGUGGCCACUCAGCUAAAGAUGAAGUGAGCUUUGUUCAGUCCUGGGUGGUCCCUGAUGCAUGUGGUGGAGACUGUAAACUGCGACACACAACAGUAAGACAUGAGAAUCCAAUCCUAAUGGGCCAAGAAAAUCAACAGUGUGCAACCAAUCUUCCUGUCGUACGCUGUGCUGAAGGCUGCUCAGCCACCAGUACUACCCAAACCUUAGCUAGCUUCCAUUGUGUGCCUGCUGGAACAACCUUGCCUACUGACCUGACCGUGCUGGCUGAAAAGUCUGAAGAUUUGGUAGACUUAGUUGAAUCUCACACAUCCUGCUCUUGUGAACAGGAACGAUGUGUUGCAUGAUCCUUCAACUGAGCAGACUCAGUGCACGUUCUCUUGUUUGCUGUGGAGGCUGAUAUGUCAAUUCUAGGCUACUACACAGUUGUUAAUUAAAUUAUUUUAAGAAGCCUACUGUACCCUCUUAAAGAAUCCAAUUCUUCCUAAAGUAAAUCUAAGCCUUAUUCCAAUAUAACAAAGUCAACUCUAAA